CCGGUUCAAACCCAGCAGAUUAUUCCCCAGACGUGUCUGGUGUCUCUUCUCUCAACCCAAACAUCGCGUCGCUGCGCAGAAAGCGGCGCCGCGACUCGCGCGCACCACCGCGUCCUCCACGGAGCUGCGGCCGGCCGUCAGUCCACAUAACCCGGAGCGGAGGAAGACACCGCCGGGUCAUCAGGACCGAGCGGAUUUGUUUAAGCAGCGGAUAAACAGGCAGCAGCAGAGGCAACAGCCAGGACCCGUCACCGAGCGCCAACGACCCAGCCGGGAGCAGCGACAGCGGCACGGACAGCACCGGGAGCCCGACGCAGACCAUGAAGGUGAAGAAAGGCUGCGAGGUGGUGCUGGGGGUCCCGGCCACCACGGAGGAGGAGCUGCAAACGAGGACGGUGAUCAGUCCGGAGGAUGUGAUGGGCUUGCAGAAGAUCACGGAGAAUUAUCUGUGUGGCCCAGAGGAGAACAUUUACAACAUCGACUUCACAAGAUUCAAGAUCAGAGACAUGGAGACCGGCACUGUUCUGUUUGAAAUCACCAAACCUCCGUGCACAGAUAAAGCAGGACAGAAGCGGGACAUCGACCCAAACGCCGGCCGUUUYGUCCGUUAUCAGUUCACGUCUGCUUUCCUUCGACUGCGACAAGUUGGRGCCACAGUUGAGUUCACAGUCGGAGACACGCCAAUAGAAAACUUCCGGAUGAUUGAGAGACAUUAUUUCAGAGAAAARCUGCUGAAAAGCUUCGACUUUGAGUUCGGCUUCUGUAUGCCCAGCAGCAAGAACACAUGUGAACACAUCUACGAGUUCCCCCCUCUGUCUGAGGACAUGAUCAGAGAGAUGGUCCUCCAUCCAUACGAGACACAAUCCGACAGCUUCUACUUUGUGGAUAAUAAGCUGGUGAUGCACAACAAGGCGGACUACUCGUACAACGGCGGGACGUAGAGAGGACACACACACCUGGAGAGAUGAGUGGAUAUAUGGACCAAAACCUGAGGGACGAUCAGAGAACGGUUCUGGGUUUGACUUCCUGUCUGUCUUUUUGACAGGUUGGAUCCAGGAACAGACAUCUUUGUUAUAUCUGUGUGUGCGUGCGCGCGUGUAGAGGUAUGAUUUAAAAACAAAAUGCUGUGCACACACAAACAUAAUGCACACACUGGUGUGUAACAAACCAGCAGGUGAACAUUUUUUAAAAGAAAUCUCAGAAGCUCUUUUGCUCUUUCGCCACGUCGUUUAAAGAAACGCUCUUCUUAUGCAGAAAGAAAUUAUUUUUUUCAUUCCUGUGGUUGUUAGAGGAACAAAUCGUGCAUUUAAAAACAUGUUUAUAGGACUUUAGGAACAAAAAAAUCUAUUUCUCUGAUUCAACGAGUGCUUUUGAUGUGUGUGUUUCUCGUCCUUUUGUACGAUUGUCGGAGUGUCAGCAUGAGAACUGCUCUGGUUUAAAAAAAGACAAUAAUUUAAAUGUGAGUUUUAGAGUAGAUCACCAGAACAUGUUAGCAGAGUUUCUUCACAGUAAAUCAGUCUUAUUUUAUUUCUCAUUUCCUUUGGUCCUGGUUUGUUUGUUGAGUUGUGUGACUUGUUCAGACAGUGGCGCACACACUGUGUGUUUGUUAUGUUUUCUCAAAGCACAAGAUUUUUUACAACAAUAAAAAACGUAUAAGGCGAACUGGUCCGGUACGACCAUAAACAUACUUUACAUCACCAUGUUAUUUUGUUACUUCAGAUCUUCUGGAGUGGGUUUUUCAUUGAAACAAUACAAACAAUCAGCAUCUUACCUGCUGCAGAUAGCUCUUUGAGUGACUUCAGUUUUGAAUGGAUUGGUGAGUUAAUGCGAAUGAACCGAACCAGAACCUAAGCGGGUUACGACUGAGAAGAUAAUCGACUCAAAUGUUUUAUAACGGUUUAUAAAAAGCUAGUUUUAUAAACUUUAACAUCAGUUUUUAUAUUACAUGGUUAUCUUAGCAGAAAUAUGAUGUUCCUGUGGGAAGUGCUACAGCUGUCUGCUGCUGCUGUUUUGUUUCUCUGAACUACCACAGGAUUGUACAAUGCAAAAACUGUCCACCUAACCAAGUUUUAAAAUCUUAUAUCAGCC
Messenger RNA from Austrofundulus limnaeus, 2088 nucleotides. RefSeq names its product unc-119 lipid binding chaperone a2 (gene unc119a2). Gene Ontology annotation, biological process: nervous system development; negative regulation of caveolin-mediated endocytosis; lipoprotein transport. The transcript is spliced from 6 exons. Lineage: Eukaryota; Metazoa; Chordata; Actinopteri; Cyprinodontiformes; Rivulidae. The record is from RefSeq and is a predicted model, not a curated record. Gene Ontology annotation, cellular component: spindle midzone; centrosome; intercellular bridge. Gene Ontology annotation, molecular function: lipid binding. The coding region runs from base 321 to 941 and encodes 206 amino acids.